AACGAAUAUGACGAUGCCAAUUGCACCCAGUGAGGUGGCUGCGAGCGUGAUCUUGGAUGCGCGGGACAUGGCAGUGACUGUAUCGUGAAGCGAUGGUCCUGGGUAGGCGUCGCCGGACAGAGAGUUUUGAGCAGAGGGAGCUUGGGCCACCACGCCAAGCAGUCCGCCUGUCAUGCACCUUCCGCGGCCUCAGCACCGCGAUAACGUACACCUCCCCAACACACUUCUGCUGCUCAAGAUGUCCGCCCAGAACUCCGUGGGAAUCCAGACGCUGCUCGACGCCGAGCGGGAAGCUCAAAAAAUUGUGCAGAAGGCAAGAGAAUACCGCACAAAGCGAGUAAAGGACGCCCGAAGCGAAGCGCAGAAGGAGAUCGAGGACUAUCGGAAGGAGAAGGAGGCCGAGUUCCAGAAGUUCGAGAAAGAGCACAGCUCCGGCAACAAGAAGGCGGAGGAAGAUGCAGCAAAGGAAACAGAUGUGAAGGUCAAGGAGAUUGACGCCAUUGGAAAGAAGUCUGGGUCCAAAGUCGUGGAGCAGCUGGUCGCGGCCGUGACCGACGCGAAGCCCGAGCCGCCGCGAGCGAGAGAUUGAUUGUCUCCUUCUCGAGCACCGCCUAUGGCCGGAACUUCAUGCAGUGACGGGAUACAUUUGGUUGAAG
Molecule: messenger RNA, 656 nt
Organism: Trematosphaeria pertusa
Lineage: Eukaryota; Fungi; Ascomycota; Dothideomycetes; Pleosporales; Trematosphaeriaceae
Product: V-type ATPase
Exons: 6
Coding region: 239-589 (116 amino acids)
Biological process (GO): proton transmembrane transport
Cellular component (GO): vacuolar proton-transporting V-type ATPase complex
Molecular function (GO): proton-transporting ATPase activity, rotational mechanism
Source: RefSeq, a predicted model, not a curated record